ACCGCAAAGAAGCCCAGCUCAUCAACAGCCAUGGCCAUGAGAGUGCAGAAGAUGGUGUGUGUCUGGGGCAGGCUCUGCCUGCUGCUCUCCCUCCUCCUCCAGCUGCCGGGCUCCCAGGCCAAAUGCUACUUCCAGGCUAAAGCUCCCUGUGAGUACGAGGGGAAGCAGUUCUCCCUCGGGGAGUCGUGGCUGAGCACCAACUGCCUGCUGUGCACCUGCCUGCACCCCAUCGGCGUGGGCUGCUGCGAGACCACCCAGCACCCCAUCGACUUCCCUGACUGGUGUGAGGCCCACUACGACUCGCAGACCUGCCAGAUCUCGGUGGUGCAGAAGGCCAACCCCAGCCUGCCCUGCGUGAAGAGCCUGGAGCACGAGUGGGGCUCGGCCGGCACCCCCGAGCCGCUGCACAACAAAGUGCUGGGCGCGGGGCUGAGCAGAUAGAGGCCCGGCGGUGUCCCCACGCCCCCAGCAUGAACCUCCGUAGUCCAGAGCGCACUUCCUGCAUGUCCCAGACCUGCCCCAUCCUGUAGAGACAUCACUACAGCCACCUUUGAGGGAAACCACUAUCCAUACACUAUUGUACUGAACUGACAUUUACACCCUAGUGCUGCCAUGGUACGGCUUUGCUUCUGCUUUCAGCUUCCAGAACCGAACCGGGCCCCUUCCCCAUGAGACAGUGUGCCGAGGAGGCCCUGCACAUGCGGGGGCUCCUCGCUUCCCAUCCUCCACGGCCACAUGCCUGGCCAGGGCACGCAAGUCCCCAACAGGGCUGCAAGGCCAAAGGCUCUCGCCAGACUGACCUGGACUUGCCAGCAUGCCUGCACCACCCUCCGCUCUCCCCAGCAGAGCAGGAGGGGAAGGAGUUCCUCUUUUCUCAGUGUCUGCAAGGAGGAGGGCUUGUGUAGCCCUGGGCCAGGCUUUCUCUGGGAAUGCAGAUCCCAGGGGAUCUCCUCCCAGGUGUGCAGGAAACUUACGGCGAAAGGGCCAAAUGUGUCUAUAUCGUGGCAGGCAGUCUUGCAGUCCUGCAUCCAGCUGAGAGCUGCCAACGGCUCCCUCCUCUGAGGCCCCCAGCCCUGGCAGGGCAACCACAUGGGGCUGGGAGCUCGCUGGGGAGCACCCCGGCCCUUUGUGCAGGACCUGCGCACCCCGGCCAGCCCCUUCUCUGCCCUAGAGCGCAAGGGGCAAAACCCACCUCAAGAACCACUAACCCCUCCCGCAGCUCCCAAAGCAGGAGGAGGCCCCCGGCACUGCAUGCCAGCCCCGGGCAACACUGCAUGGAGCCAGCCCUGGGCAGGCAGCAGCACGCUGGGUGCGCCGGAGGAAACCACUAGAUGUCCCCAGCCUCUCCUGUGCUGGCUGUCCCAUUCCUAGCCGCAGGGAGCGGAGAGUGGGCCGGGGAGCCUGGGUGCCCUGCUAGCGUUCAGGGAGCUGAAGCGACCUGUGUGCGCCAGGGCGGAGCCGGCGGCCCCGGCAGCCGCCCCAGCUGGUGCCA
Messenger RNA from Dromaius novaehollandiae (emu), 1492 nucleotides. RefSeq names its product prostate-associated microseminoprotein-like. The transcript has 3 exons. Gene Ontology annotation, cellular component: cytoplasm. The record is from RefSeq and is a predicted model, not a curated record. The coding region runs from base 31 to 441 and encodes 136 amino acids. Lineage: Eukaryota; Metazoa; Chordata; Aves; Casuariiformes; Dromaiidae.